UUUCUGUCGUCGUCGGUCCCGGUCUCCUUCCUGUUUCCGGUAAUGGCGGUCUGCUAACAAGUACAUGUAAACGACGCCGCGCUCACAAAUACGACUAAACAACCAGUUAGGAACUAGAAAGCAAACUCCCGUUGUUCAGAUACACAUCAAGAUGCCAGUGGCUGUAGGUCCGUAUGGCCAUGGCCAGACCCAGCCCAGCUGUUUUGACCGGGUAAAGAUGGGCUUCAUGAUGGGCUUCGCAGUAGGAAUGGCCGCCGGCGCCAUGUUCGGCACCUUCUCCUGCCUCAGGGUCGGCAUGCGAGGCAGGGAGCUGAUGGGUGGAGUGGGAAAGACCAUGAUGCAGAGCGGGGGGACGUUCGGCACCUUCAUGUCCAUAGGUAUGGGCAUCCGCUGUUGAGGAGGACGAGGAACAAGCUCCUCCUCCUCAUGACAACAACAACAACAACACAGCUAUGGGACUUUUCAAAUAAACCACCUCCGCCGCUCUCUGUUUACUCAAUGCCGUCACUCUCUCUCAACCCGCUGUCUAGUUUUGUCAAUAAAAGUUCAGAUAUGUCAAACGGG
This is a messenger RNA of Scophthalmus maximus (turbot), 564 nucleotides long. It is a transcript of the gene romo1, whose product is annotated as reactive oxygen species modulator 1. Gene Ontology annotation, biological process: protein import into mitochondrial matrix; protein insertion into mitochondrial inner membrane. Gene Ontology annotation, cellular component: TIM23 mitochondrial import inner membrane translocase complex. The record is from RefSeq and is a predicted model, not a curated record. Lineage: Eukaryota; Metazoa; Chordata; Actinopteri; Pleuronectiformes; Scophthalmidae. The coding region runs from base 152 to 397 and encodes 81 amino acids. The transcript is spliced from 3 exons.